UCAAGCCAUCAACUCACAAACAUUUUUCACACAGCCUAGGCUAGACAGAGCAGAGGGACAUGUUGGAGACAGACAGAACGGGAGUAUCUUUCGGGAAGUAGGGCUAACGUACGCCCUUUCAGAGAUGGGCUUUCUCGCCCAAAGAGGCAAGAGAAUAACUUGAACUGCAGAGUUACAUCCUGGGCUAAAUUGGUGUCAUUGAACCUUUAUAUGCUCAAGUUAUUUGAAGUUUAAAAUGUGGGAGAUAGGGGUGUUGUCGAGAGCGAGGUCUCCCCUCCUGUUGUCCAGGACAAGAUGGCAGCAGUGCAGGCAAACUCUGCAUGGUAUGGGUAUAUAGCUAAGUCCACAACAUGUUCAGAUAAGCCCUGRAUUCUACGUAUUGUUACUCUAUAAGAAGGUAUGGCCUCACAAGUCUGGAUCUACCCACCACACAUUUAUCAAAUCCAGACUAGUGCCUUUUGCAGCGUGAAGAAAGUCAAAGUGGAGCCCAGCAGCUGUGUGUACCAUGAGAGAGCCCAACCGCGGACUUCUCUGAACGGCAGAACCCUUGGCAUAGCGCACCCGAUCAGACUCGCUCCCUCCUUUGCAACCCGAGACUCUGCAGCGGGCGAGAGAACGUGUGGCGGUGGGCAGGAGUUCCCUGUACAGACGGUGGCCGUGCGUGGGGUACGGAGAAAGCAGAACGGAACAGGCCCGGCGGAGGCCCAGCGGCCCCAGGACACAGUGCCAGUCCCCAGGCAGGGCAAGGGGCAGGAGCAGACGGACAGAGACGGGGGAGGCAGCGGUAGUGGAGCGACAGGAGGAGGGGGAAGUGGGGAGGAAGGUAGAGGAGAAAGAGGUAGGAAGGAAGAGACAGAAGGUGACUGGGAAGAGGGCGAUUGUGGAGGUUUGAACUUGGCCGACAGCGCUCAGCGAUGUGGGCUGAAACGUAAGAGCGAGGAGCUUGAUAACCGCGGGAGCACCAUGCAGAUAGUGGAGGACCUGUCCAUGUUGCCAGCCAUGAUGCAAACGACCAAUGGGGGGAAUCCAGCUGGGUUGCCCGCGCCCACGGCUGUAGGGGGCGGAGGAGGACCCCCAACCAAACAGGGAGCGGCGGGCGGAGCAGGAGGGGGUGACGGGGACUACCAGCUGGUGCAGCACGAGGUCCUGUGCUCCAUGAAGAACACGUACGAGGUGCUGGACUUCCUGGGCCGCGGCACCUUCGGACAGGUGGUAAAGUGCUGGAAGAGGGGUACUGGGGAGGUGGUGGCGGUGAAGAUCCUGAAGAACCACCCGUCAUACGCACGCCAGGGCCAGAUCGAGGUGGGCAUUCUAGCCCGACUGAGCGGGGAGAACGCGGAUCAGCACAACCUGGUGCGGGCCUUCGAGUGCUUCCAGCACCGCAGCCACACCUGCCUGGUGUUUGAGAUGCUGGAGCAGAACCUCUAUGACUUCCUCAAGCAGAACAAGUUCAGCCCGCUGCCGCUGAAGGUGAUCCGGCCCGUGCUGCAGCAGGUGGCCACGGCCCUGAAGAAGUUGAAGACCAUGGGUCURAUCCACGCGGACCUAAAGCCGGAGAACAUUAUGCUGGUGGACCCUGUCAGGCAGCCCUACAGGGUGAAGGUGAUAGACUUUGGCUCAGCCAGCCACGUGUCCAAGGCUGUGUGCUCCACAUACCUCCAGUCCCGGUACUACAGGGCUCCAGAGAUCAUCCUGGGCCUGCCUUUCUGUGAAGCCAUCGAUAUGUGGUCCCUGGGCUGUGUGAUCGCUGAGCUCUUCCUGGGCUGGCCCCUCUACCCAGGGGCCCUGGAGUACGACCAG
Salvelinus sp. IW2-2015 is the source of this 1800-nucleotide messenger RNA. Lineage: Eukaryota; Metazoa; Chordata; Actinopteri; Salmoniformes; Salmonidae. The record is from RefSeq and is a predicted model, not a curated record.